Messenger RNA from Ictalurus punctatus (channel catfish), 4771 nucleotides. It is a transcript of the gene dync1li2, whose product is annotated as dynein, cytoplasmic 1, light intermediate chain 2. The coding region runs from base 38 to 1519 and encodes 493 amino acids. Gene Ontology annotation, cellular component: centrosome; cytoplasmic dynein complex. The record is from RefSeq and is a predicted model, not a curated record. The transcript is spliced from 13 exons. Gene Ontology annotation, biological process: microtubule-based movement; microtubule cytoskeleton organization. Gene Ontology annotation, molecular function: dynein heavy chain binding. NCBI's taxonomy places the organism in Eukaryota, Metazoa, Chordata, Actinopteri, Siluriformes, Ictaluridae.
AUGCCGCCUCCCUUUGUGGUUUGGGUUGAGAUACAAGAUGGCUCCGGUGUUGGAGAAGAAGCUGCUGGGUGCAGCCGGGACAGAAGGCCACAGCAUGGAGACCAACGCCGAGGAGGAUGAAGGACAGAACCUGUGGUCCUCGAUCCUCAGCGAGGUGUCGACUCGUUCCAGUACCAAACUUCCGUCCGGGAGGAACAUCCUGCUCUUCGGUGAUGAUGGAUCGGGGAAAACGACGCUGAUGACGAAGCUCCAAGGGGCGGAGCACAAUAAGAAGGGCAGAGGACUGGAGUACCUGUACCUGAAUGUCCACGAUGAAGACAGAGACGACGUGACGCGCUGUAACGUGUGGAUUCUGGAUGGAGACGUUUAUCACAAAGGCCUGCUGAAAUUCGCCGUGCCCUCCGAGUCUCUGAAGGACAGCGUGGCCGUGUUCGUGGUGGACAUGUCCAGACCCUGGUCCAUCAUGGAGUCUCUGCAGAAGUGGACGAGUGUGCUGAGAGAACACGUGGACAAGCUGAAGAUUCCCCCCGAGGACAUGAGGGACAUGGAGCAGAGGAUGGUGAGGGCGUUUCAGGAGUACAUGGAGCCCGAGGAGGCGACUCCGUCCUCCCCUCAGAGACGAAGUGCUCCUGCAGGAGGAGACGAUGAGUCUGUGGUGCUGCCGCUGGGAGAAAACGUCCUCACACACAACCUGGGGAUCCCCGUACUGAUCGUCUGCACUAAGUGUGAUGCUGUCACUGUGUUGGAGAAAGAUCACGACUACAAAGAGGAGCAUUUUGACUUUAUUCAGUCGCACCUCAGGAGGUUCUGCCUGCAGUAUGGAGCUGCUCUGAUCUACACUUCGGUAAAAGAGGAGAAGAACCUGGACCUUCUGUACAAGUACAUGGUGCACAAACUGUACGACUUCCAGUUCACCACACCAGCCUUAGUGGUGGAGAAAGACGCGGUGUUCAUUCCGUCCGGGUGGGACAACGAGAAAAAGAUCUCCAUCUUACACGAAAACUUCACCACCGUCCGGCCUGAAGAUCCCUUCGAGGAUUUCAUCAUCAAGCCGCCAGUACGCAAGUUAGUGCACGAUAAAGAGAUAAACGCUGAAGAUGAGCAGGUCUUCCUCAUGAAGCAGCAGUCUUUGUUAGCCAAGCAGCCAGCCACUCCAUCACGAGCAGCAGAAUCUCCUGCACGGACAGCAUCUGGUUCUCCUCGGCCCACCGUACGCACCGGACCCACCAACGUAGCGAGUGUGUCUCCCAUGACAACCGUAAAGAAACCCGACCCCAACAUGAAAGGUGCUGCUGCAAAUGAGGGUGUUUUGGCGAACUUCUUUAACAGUCUGUUGAGUAAAAAGACCGGAGCUCCUGGAAGUCCGGGUACAGCAGGAACAGCAGUGCAGGGAUCAGCCAAGAAAACAGGGCAGAAGCCGGCUCUGAGUGACGUGCAAGCUGAACUGGACCGCAUGACGCACAAAUCUGACUCCACUGUCGCGGCCAAUCACAGCACAGCGCCAGAGAACGAGGCGUAAACACACCACAGAGACGCACAUGCGUGCGCGCACACACACUCACACACACACACAAAUAUACGCUCUCUCUCUGGAAAACCUGAACUUAAAACGUAUUAUGAAUAUAAUGACCAAAUUCCUACACUGAGUGUGUGUGUGUGUGUGUGUGUGUGUGUGUGUGUGUGUAAGAGUAUGUUUGUAAAAUUGGAGGUGAUUAGAUUUAAUACCAAUUCCAAUCUUUUAUUGUUAAUUUUUUGGUGAGGUUUAAACAACGCACGUCCAUUGUGUGUGUGUGUGUGUGUGUGUGUGUGUGUGUGUGUGUGUUGAACUCCACACACUCAUGUUCCUGCAAACAUGCUGCUGUUUCUCGUUCUGCUUUACCUGAUGAUGGAAACAGGAAAGAAACAAAAGAAGAAAAAGGUGGAGUGUGUAGAGAGGGGGGGGGGGAGGGGGGGGGGUCCGUCAGUGUAUGAACCCGAACGUAGUGACGAUGUUAAACUGGUGUAUUUAUAUAAAAAGGAAACCGGAUGUUCAGAGCUUUCUCUCGCGUAACACCGCUGACGUCAUGACACUAAUCCGAUGCCUUUUCUGCGAAACCGAUUCUGUAAAUAUGCACAAAAUAGUAUUUGCUUUUUUUUUGCUUUUUUUUUGUAUAAAGUUCAAAUUUAUGAAGAAGUCGUUCAGAUUUAGAUUAAAGUAUUGGCAUGACAUGGAGCUUAUUUCGUUUUUUUGGUUUUGUUUAUUGUUGUUUUGUUCCUCGACUCCCAAAGUGCCUGUCGUAGAGGAAAUGCACUGUAGCACCGUCGGUCAAAACUUCCCCGUUCUCUCCUGAUGAUAAUUUAUUAUUAUUUUUAUUUUUAUUUUUUACAGAUUUAUUUACUCUUAGAGAUUUCCCUCCUGGCCUCGAUACGUCUUUUAAUACCACAUCAGCUUGUGUUUAUUAACUCUGUAUGUUUCAGUCCUGCUUUUCCUCUUCUUGUUCACGUCCCCUAAACCACUCGAAUGUGUCCUGCAGCACCGAACCUGACUGAGAGAUGAGGAGGAGCGUCCGCGUCACCGCGUCUCCUCCCUCAGAGCUUCACUCGCUCGUUAAUAUUCCUAGUUCAGUUACCCAGAGGGUGAAGCCCUUAUUGACUUCCACAAAACAAUGUUUUCAUUGCUAUAAUCAUUCAGAAUCUCUCUCACACACACACACACACACACACACACACACAACUCAUCCGGAGAAAUAAAUCCGGUGAUUUAUACAUAAAUUUCAUUUGUUCUCUCCUGCAACACGGCGACGGCUCUGAGCUGUUCUGGGAAUUGGUGUUUCUAUGGAAACGUGCUAAUCUAUACUACAACUCGAAAAUAGUGAAAGGUGUAACACACCCCGAGUUAAUCCUGACGUUAAUCUCCUGUAUGGAGCUGUGCACGCUGCUGAUGUUCCUGUCCGGUUUCAAUAUAACGAGUUAUUUUUAAAGUUCGGACUUUCCCGGUACUGAGUACGAUUCGGAAUAGUUUGACAUGAACACGCUCGGGGUUUCUUCACUGUACAGAACCGUUCAGAUCACUCACGUCGUACUGAAUAAAAGUAGGACCGAUUUCAUUGGACCUGAUUAGACAUUUCUGACGCCAUUUUGUUAAAAAAAAAAAAAAAAGUUAGGUUAGUGCCGCAGUGCAUUAUGGGUAAGUCGUGCUCUUAAAGUAUACAGUCACAUCAACUAAAUUUUCAUCCAGUAAACUUCAGGCAAGAUCGAAACCAACAGGACGGCUCUCACACUGGCAACCAAAGACUUAUUAUUAUUAUUAUUAUUAUGAUUAUUAUUAUGAUUAUUAUGAUGAUGAUGAUUAUUAUAAGGGGACGAGGACGUGUGAUGAGCAGCACUGAAACAGAAUCGGUUCUAUUCUGUGUAUUUCAUCUAAGUUUCAAAUUAUUUCUCUUUCGACUCCCAGAUUCACACGUCGUCUCCAUUCUGCUUUGUAUUAAUAGGAAAAAAAAUAUUUAAAAAACAUUUGAAUGAACCUGCUGUGGAGCGUCAGUGUGAAACAUUCCUCAUUUCUACACAGUAGGAAUUGAUUCAUGAUGCUUCCGCUAUUCUUUCUUUUCUAUCUUUAUGAUCUCUGCUGAUCCUGUAUCAUAUCUGAUUAAUGUACAUUAAAAAACUUUUUUUUUUUUUUGAUUUAUUUGCGAGAACGAAAUCCAGGACGUGAGAAUCGUGUCUGAUUCCUGAGAAGAAACGUGACCGAGUAACGUAAACCUGAGCGGCUCGCUGAUCUACACCUGAAAUCUUUUUUUUUUAAAUGAAAAAAGGAAAAUUGGAACCAAAGAUGUACGAUGUGCGUGUGCGUGUGUGCGUGUAUGUGUGCGCGCGUGUGUGUGCGUGUGCGUGUGUGCGUGCGCGUGUGCGUGCGCGUGUGUGUGUGUGCGCGUGUGUGUAUGCGUGCGUGCGUGCGUGAGUCAUGGUCGUGUCUUAAGCACAUCCCAGGUGGCGUUUCAUUUUAGUUUUUUUCUUUCGCCUGGUGAAAUCAUUCCAGCUCUCACACUCGUCUUUCUCACUGCGUUCAUUUACUAAUCCUCUCUCAUUAUCAAUAAUAAAUAAAUAAAUUCUUCCCCUCACUAUUACUUUUUGUCUCUUUAAGGGAAAAGACCACAAUGUGUGCAGAGUCUACUUUUAUUUUUAAUUGAUUUUGCAUGGUUUAUUAUUAUUAUUAUUAUUAUUAUUAUUAUGUGCUGUAUUAAAAGAAAAGCAUCAAGAUGGCGAUUUGUAAGAUUUUUGUUCUUUCCUGCGCAGUUGUAAGCACACAGUCUGAACUAAUUCACAUUUUUAGUUGUUAAAGCUCUUCUAAUAAAAGUGCAUUAAUAAUAAACUCCAGUGAAACUGCGGCUGUGUCAGUAAAUAAACUCGUAUCCACGUUGCUGCCUCACAGUUGAUCACAGUUGAUAUUAUUGGAGAAAGAUGAGAGUUUUGGGAUUCCGUCAGGUUUGAGUGUGUUGAAUAUGAUUCGAUUUUGAAUGUGAUUUUCUCGUGUAACUGAUGAUCGACUCUCCGCUCCGCUUUACUGCUCGCUUUACUCACGUUUAUCUGAAACUCUUCAUGUUUAUGGACAAGCGGAAUACUGUAAGUCAGACGUAAUGAAGUCUUCGAUUGUGUUUUAUCAGAAUUCAGGAUGUGCAGCAGGGUCAGGCUUGAAUUUUUUUCUAAGGUUUUUUUUUUGUUUUUUUAAGAACAAUGAGCUUUGUAUGUAAAUUGCUCUCAAUGAAUAAACAUGUCACGUGUGUAAGACACGUCA